UGUACCUGCACUCCGCCUCACCACCAGCGUCUUUGAGACUCUAUCCUCUCGACCAUGCCGUUCUCCUAGAAGUCUCACUCUCCCACCGCUGUCCAACAGGGAAAAAUAGUAAAAACAUAGCACGAAACACACCACAAUGCUUCCACCCUCCACCCUCCCACCUUCUCCACCACUACAACAAACAUGACCACCACCACCCGCCCCCUCCUCCGCAUCCCCUAUACCACCCCCCUCCCGCCCGGCCGCCCAAUCCCCUCCACCGCCUCCACCCUCCCGGGCGCCAUCACCGCCCUCGCAGAAUUCCUCUCCGCCUCGUGGCCCUCCUCCCCCAACUACACUCCCUUCUCUCCCCUCCUCCCCUCCCAAUCCACCCUCCCCCAAUCCCUCCUCGCCCGCAAACAGCGCACCCUGAUCCUCUCGGGCGCCGGCCUCAGCGUCGCCUCCGGCCUGCCCGACUACCGAGGCCCCCGCGGCACCUACACGCUGAACCAGAACUACCGACCCAUCUACUACCACGAGUUUUGCUCGAACCACGAGGCGCGGAAGCGGUACUGGGCAAGGAGUUUCCUGGGGUGGCCCGUGGUGCAGCGGGCGAGGGGGAAUCGGGGGCAUGUUGCUGUGGAGGCGUUGGCGGGGAUGGGCGUCGUGGGUGGGGUGGUUACGCAGAACGUCGACGCCCUCCACACAACCCCCUCCUCCCCCCUACCCAUACCCAUCAUAAACCUCCACGGCACCCUCACAACCCUAACCUGCCUAACCUGCCGCACCCCCCAUCCACGCACACACUUCCAAACCACCCUCUCAACCCUCAACCCCACCUUCUCCGCCCUCCUAUCCACCCUCCUCGAAUCCAACGCCCUCUCCACCUCAGAUCCCACCGAGAAGCAACGGAGAGCAGGACGAGCAGGCCUCGAAACAAACCCCGACGGCGACAUCUCCCUCCCCGGCCUCAACCUCAAAUACACGCACUUCCGCUACCCCGCCUGCCCCACCUGCCUCACCAACCCAGACGUAGAAACGCACGUCGAUUCCGCCGGCGCCUUACUCCCCACCUCUCCCGCAGGCAUCCUCAAACCAAACGUCACCAUGUUCGGCGAAUCGCUUUGCCCAGAGACGAAGCGCGCGGCGGAGCGCGCCGUCGAUGAAGCGGCGAGGUUAUUGGUGGUGGGGAGUAGUUUGGCGACGUAUAGCGCGUUUCGACUGGUUAAGAGGGCGAGGGAGCAGGGGAUGAGGGUGGGGGUGGUGAGUGUGGGCGGUGUGAGGGGGGAGGGGGAGAUUUUCUUUGGUGGUGGUGGUGGUGCGCUUGGCGGGGGCGAUGGGGAUGGGGGUGGGGAUGGGGCUGGGGCUAGGGGUAGGAGGGGGGAGAAGGGGAAUCAGAGGGUGAUUCAGGAGGUGCUGGAGAUGGGGGCGGGGAGGGAGGGCGUCAGGAUCAAUCUUGAGGCUGAGGAUGUGUUGAGCGGUGUUGUCGAGGUGCUGGGUGGGGGGAAGGUGGAGAUGGAGAUGGAGAUGGAGCGAGGGGCUGAGUAUGGCGUUGGAUAGGGCGGAAUUGUGGAGGUGAGAAGAAGUGUAUUUAUGUGGCGUGUAUGAUCAAGACCCCUGCAUAACUUGCGUAGUAAAUGGGCAUCUACCACAGGGAUAGAUGGAAAGAAACGGUGCAUUCGAACAGACACACCAGAGUAGAUAUCGAAAUCACGACUCGACUUGUUGACCAUCACAC
Westerdykella ornata is the source of this 1717-nucleotide messenger RNA. Its product is annotated as DHS-like NAD/FAD-binding domain-containing protein. Lineage: Eukaryota; Fungi; Ascomycota; Dothideomycetes; Pleosporales; Sporormiaceae. Gene Ontology annotation, molecular function: NAD+ binding. The transcript is spliced from 2 exons. The coding region runs from base 184 to 1539 and encodes 451 amino acids. The record is from RefSeq and is a predicted model, not a curated record.